This is a messenger RNA of Phalaenopsis equestris, 1164 nucleotides long. RefSeq lists its product as uncharacterized. The record is from RefSeq and is a predicted model, not a curated record. The transcript has 4 exons. Gene Ontology annotation, cellular component: chloroplast. Bases 224 to 982 code for a protein of 252 amino acids. NCBI's taxonomy places the organism in Eukaryota, Viridiplantae, Streptophyta, Magnoliopsida, Asparagales, Orchidaceae. Gene Ontology annotation, biological process: defense response.
GCGUUCUAGAUGAGCAAACAAAAGUCUGAAGUAUUUCAAACGAACAAUUCCUCAGCUACCGAAGUCAAGCAAUGCGAAACCCUAACCAAUAAUAAAGAAAAUAAGGAUUGAAGAGGCUGACAAAAGUAAUUUUGAGCUGAUUCGUGUUUGGUCACAUGACAAAAAUGGAUUCUUUUGCACGUCUGGUCACGCAUUAAAAUAGAAUCCUUUUGAUUUUUAUUUGAUGGACAUAUUUCCCUCGCCCGAGCUCUCGUCGCGUCCCUCCUACCCAGUCCUCCUGCCAGCCAUUCAUAUGCCUCAUCCGUUCUUCGGCUCCAUCUCCUGUGGUCAGAUUUCGAGUGCACCCCCGGUUUUCUAUACCCGUGGGGCUGCCUUUUUCCGCCAUGGCAGCCUUCAUCGUCGGAGAAGUAUUUGUGCCGAGACUUCCGAUGGAAUGGGCGCUCCCGACGCCGGUGAAAGCAUCUUAGAAGGCAGCGCUCAUGGAGAAAGGAGCCAAUCUUCGUCGGAGGCUGCAUCGCGCGUUCCCUCUCUUCUAGCUUCUUCGGCUCCAGUAAUCGAGAAGGAUAUUAAGAAGGUUGUUCAGAAAACUGCUGCUACCUUUGCCCCAAGGGCUUCUACUGCAUCUAAGAAUCCUGCAGUACCUGGAACUGCGCUCUACACAAUCUUUGAGGUUCAAGGCUAUGCUUCAAUGUUAAUCGGUGGCGCCCUUUCUUUCAAUCUUAUAUUUCCAUCAAAUGAACCUGAUAUAUGGAGGCUGAUGGGGAUGUGGUCCAUUUGGAUGUUCACUAUUCCUUCACUAAGAGCACGAGACUGCUCCAAGAACGAAAAGGAAGCUCUGAAUUACUUAUUUCUUCUGAUACCAUUACUCAAUGUCCUCAUCCCUUUUUUCUGGAAAUCCUUCGCGGUUGUUUGGUCAGCAGAUACCAUUGCCUUCUUUGCAUUGUAUGCUUGGAAGAUGGGUUGGCUUCAAAGGGCAGAGUGAACUGCUUGCUUACUCCCAAUAAACCAAUGUAAGCCACAUGCUUACUAUUACAUGUGUUAAGAUGAAUCAGGUUUCAAUUCAGUGUACUUUAAUUGAAAGAUAUAUUCCUCAGUUUUGAUAUUAUGUACAUUAUGGUGCUGUACAUAUAAACAGUUUUGUUUGGUUUUGGAAAAAAAAUAUUA